CGGUUCGGGACGUAGUUGAAGCAACGACAAGCCGGAUAACCGUUCUCGAGAGAUGACAUUUCUCAGCUGGAGGUGGCUAGCUCAGCUGGCCCUUGCUUGGUGACAGUCACAGGAAACCCUGUGGUGAAGGCUUCUGGAGCAGGCUACUGACCACAAGCCCAGGCGGUUGUUCAUGUUCUGUGUGAGUGUCCUGGGGUCACCCUGAAACUUCCCCCUCUUGGACAGGAUGACGCGGCAUGGCAAGAACUGUACUGCAGGGGCUGUCUACACCUACCACGAGAAGAAGAAGGACACAGCGGCCUCGGGCUAUGGAACCCAGAACAUUCGACUGAGCCGGGAUGCUGUGAAGGACUUUGACUGCUGCUGUCUCUCUCUGCAGCCCUGCCAUGACCCUGUGGUCACGCCAGAUGGCUACCUGUAUGAAAGGGAAGCAAUCCUGGAGUAUAUCCUGCACCAGAAGAAAGAGAUAGCCCGGCAGAUGAAGGCCUAUGAGAAGCAGCGAGGAGCUCGGAGAGAAGAGCAGAAAGAGCUUCAGCGAGCUGCAGCUCAGGACCAAGUUAGAGGCUUCCUGGAGAAGGAGGCAGCCAUCGUGAGCCGGCCCCUCAACCCCUUCAUGCCCAAGGCUGCCACCUUGCCCAACACAGAGGGUGAACAGCCAGGGCCCAGUGUGGGUUCCGUAGGCAAGGACAAGGACAAGGACAAAGCACUGCCCAGCUUCUGGAUUCCCUCGCUAACGCCCGAGGCAAAGGCCACCAAACUGGAAAAGCCGUCCCGCACGGUGACCUGCCCAAUGUCCGGGAAGCCACUGCGCAUGUCGGACCUGACGUCAGUGCGCUUCACGCAGCUGGACGACUCCGUGGACCGCGUGGGCCUCAUCACGCGCAGUGAGCGCUACGUUUGCGCAGUGACCCGAGACAGUCUGAGCAAUGCCACGCCGUGCGCAGUGCUGCGGCCCUCUGGGGCCGUGGUCACGCUGGAGUGUGUCGAGAAACUGAUCCGGAAGGACAUGGUGGACCCCGUGAAUGGGGACACGCUGACAGAGCGCGACAUCAUCGUGCUGCAGCGGGGCGGCACAGGCUUUGCGGGCUCCGGAGUGAAGCUACAGGCGGAAAUGUCCCGGCCAGUGAUGCAGGCCUGAGCCGUGGCCUAAUAAACGUGGAUGUGAAUGUCUG
This is a messenger RNA of Mus pahari (shrew mouse), 1172 nucleotides long. It is a transcript of the gene Nosip, whose product is annotated as nitric oxide synthase interacting protein. Lineage: Eukaryota; Metazoa; Chordata; Mammalia; Rodentia; Muridae. Gene Ontology annotation, cellular component: nucleus. The transcript is spliced from 10 exons. The record is from RefSeq and is a predicted model, not a curated record. The coding region runs from base 227 to 1138 and encodes 303 amino acids. Gene Ontology annotation, molecular function: ubiquitin protein ligase activity.